This is a messenger RNA of Tarenaya hassleriana, 1075 nucleotides long. RefSeq lists its product as uncharacterized. The transcript is spliced from 5 exons. Bases 57 to 824 code for a protein of 255 amino acids. NCBI's taxonomy places the organism in Eukaryota, Viridiplantae, Streptophyta, Magnoliopsida, Brassicales, Cleomaceae. The record is from RefSeq and is a predicted model, not a curated record.
AAAGACUUUCAACGGGAGUUCAAUAUGUUUGGAUAUUCGGAUAUUCUGAAAAAAAUAUGCAAACCCUUGCAGCACCAUAUUCUCUAAACAUCCAUCACAGACCACAUCGUCAACCCAGAUGGUCAAACCGGUCACCGGCUAGGCCAGUCGGCUGCCUGAGUAACGGGAGCCGGAAGCGGGGCAAAACCGGUAUUGAAAAAUCAUGGCACCCGGUUAGUCUCCGGUUAUUCGGAACAGGCUUCGUCUUGGGUCCCCUCCUUGAUGGUCUCCAUUCCCGGGUUAAUCUUGUUGUCUAUCAAAAUGGAGCUCUUCAGAUUGGCCCUCUUCGUACCAACGUUUGGGUCCCGUUCUUGCUUGGACUCUUUUACUGCAGUGUUGGGCUGCUGCAACUUUUCUUGGAUGGAAGAGCUUCUUCAACUGAGAAGCGCCCAGAUGGCAGCUUGGACAAAACUGUCAUUUCACUCUUGGCACUGGUGGUGUUCAUCGAGCUGAGCGCGGAAAUGUACAAAGCGGGAGUUGCAGACAACGUGGAGGCAUACAUUCUUUUUGCAGCAGCGGAAGUGCUUUGGUUCUCUCUGGACAGAACAUGGUUUUCCUUCGCCAUUGCCUCUCUUAUCGGCACUGUCUGUCCCUUGGCUGAAAUCCCCAUCAUGAAGUUUUUCCACCUGUGGUAUUAUCCAGGGGCAAACAUCGAGAUCUUUGGCCAGGGGUUGGUGACGUGGACGACGACAUGCUACUUUGUGUACACGCCAUUCUUGAUCAACUUGGCACGCUGGCUCAUGGCUACCACUGCUGAUGAUGAUACGCAUGAUGAAACCCGCUAGAACAAUCUAAGGUUUCCAUACCGUUCUUCAACAUCUUGUAAAAGUUCACAUUAGAUACAAACACGAUCCACCAUAAAUCCAUCGACAAGAACUUCGGUUCAACGAGUGAAACAGAACAAUGGAAAACAUGGAAGUAAAGAAGGUGAAGAAGAAGUGGUAGAAUCAUAAUAUCAUCGGUUCAGCUUGUGAAACCUCAGUCGCUGUACAAAAACCUCUGAGAGAAAGAGUUCCAUUGGAUACGUAUGUACAAA